AUGGAAUAUGAAGUCAAGAAAGGGAAAAAGGGCUUGGUAUCACCUAUCCGACGACUGGUAUUCCCCAAGGCAUCACGCAGGGAAGCCCGCCAGAACAGUGUGAGCCGCAGGCCCCUGCACUCGAAGCACCUUUAUCCCCCUGACUACCUCAUUGACCCCCAGAUUCUGCUGUGUGACUACCUGGAGAAAGAGGUCAAGUUUCUGGGCCACCUCACCUGGGUGACAUCCUCCCUGAACCCCUCCAGCCGGGACGAGCUCCUGCAACUGCUGGACACGGCCAGGCAGCUGAAAGAGCUUCCAUCGAAGACUACGGCGGAGCAGGACAGCAUCCUGAGCCUGUCUGCCCGCUGCCUGCUGCUCACCUGGAGGGACAACGAGGAGCUGAUCCUCCGCAUCCCCACGCAUGAGAUCGCCGCCGCCUCGUACCUGCAAGACGACGCGCUGCACCUGCUAGUGCUUAAAACCGGUCUGGGCGUGGACCCGGUGCCGGCGGGCGUGGACGGCAGCCCGGGGGGCUCGGCGCGGGAGCCGGGGCCGGCGGGCGUGGGCGCGGCGCCGGAGCAGCAGCGGCGCGCGGGCCCGGCGGAGCGGCGGCACACCAUCUGCAGCCUGGACUGGCGCGCGGCGUGGGGCGGCGGCGCGGGCCCCGAGAGCCGGGCGGCGGCGGCGGGCGGCGGCGGCGGCGGCGGAGGCGGCGGCAGCCUGGAGCGGCAGCGCGCGGGGCCGCGGGCGUCGGGGAGCUGGGAGCGGCGCCGGACGUUCGGCGGCAGCUGGGAGCGGCGGCACGGCGGCGGCGGCGGCGGCGGCGGUGGCAGCGGAGGCGGCGGCGGCAGCGCGGGCAAGCCCUUGGGCGGCAGCUGGGAGCGGAGGCCGGCGGGCGGCGGCGGCAGCUGGGAGCGGCGGCACCCGGGCUCCAACCCGCUCGACCCGCGAGACCCCAGCCCCGACGCCUACUGCAACCUCGUCAUCCUGGCCGUGGCCAACAGGGAUACUGCGGAGGAAUCCUGCGCCCUAAUUUGCCAGGUCUUCCAGAUCAUCUAUGGGGACCAGAGUAUUGAGUGUGUGGACCGGGCUGGCUACCAUUACAGAUCCACCCCCGAGCGACCUUGGCUCUGCAGCCGCAGUGAGAGCUGCCGCACGGAUGGGACCUAUGCUUAUGAUGCUGACUUCAGCUGCUGCAGCUCCUUCAAUGGAUCCCAGGAUACAUUUGAAGCCUGUUACAGUGGCACAUCCACACCCUCAUUCCAUGGCUCCCACUGCAGCAGUGACCACAGUGGCCUGAGCCUUGAGCAACUGCAGGAUUACAUGAUCACGCUGAGGAGUAAACUGGGGCCCCCUGAGCUCCAACAGUUUGCGCUGCUGCUACGGGAAUACCGGCUGGGGCUGCCCAUCCAGAAAUACUGUGAGGACCUGCUGAAGCUUUAUGGGGACCGGCGCAAGUUCCUCCUUCUUGGGAUGCGGCCCUUCAUCCCCGACCAGGACAUCGGCUACUUCGAGGGCUUCCUGGAGGACGUGGGCAUCCGCGACGGCGGCAUCCUCACCGACAGCUUCGGCCGCAUCAAGCGCAGCAUGAGCUCCGCGUCCGCGUCGGCCGUGCGCAGCUACGACGGGGCCUCGCAGCGUCCAGAGGCGCAGACCUUCCACCGGCUGCUGGCGGGCAUCGAGCAAGACAUCGAGGCGCUGGCCCCCGACGACGACAGCACGGAUGCAGAGGUCCAGGACUCGCCGGGCGGAACCGACACGGCUGAAGACAACUACCUGUAAAAGUGGAGAGGAAAGGGAGUGAGUGGCUGCCAUCCUGCAGGCCUCACGUCUCCACCCCUGCCCACAACCCCAUCCAGA
Messenger RNA from Suncus etruscus (white-toothed pygmy shrew), 1842 nucleotides. It is a transcript of the gene CCM2L, whose product is annotated as CCM2 like scaffold protein. Lineage: Eukaryota; Metazoa; Chordata; Mammalia; Eulipotyphla; Soricidae. The coding region runs from base 1 to 1764 and encodes 587 amino acids. The record is from RefSeq and is a predicted model, not a curated record. Gene Ontology annotation, biological process: heart morphogenesis. The transcript has 10 exons.